Molecule: messenger RNA, 1737 nt
Organism: Sorghum bicolor (sorghum)
Lineage: Eukaryota; Viridiplantae; Streptophyta; Magnoliopsida; Poales; Poaceae
Exons: 1
Coding region: 1-1737 (578 amino acids)
Source: RefSeq, a predicted model, not a curated record
AUGGAGGACAACCCUCUGUUCGCGUUCGAGCAGUCCGUCCACGGCUCACCCACCGGCUCGUCUGCCUCCUUCACCGCCUCCUUUAAUGGUGGUGCUGCUCCGCCGCCACACCCUACACCUCCCUCCGCCGCUGCACUGAUGAUGGUGAACAUCAAGUCCCAUGUGCCUGUGGUUCUUGACAUCGUCAACCCGAACUAUCAAGAAUGGCGCUGCUUUCUCGACUCCAUCAUCGGCAAGUUCGGCCUUCUUCCCCACAUCCAAGCCGCCCCCACUGCCGCACAGCUCGCCGACCCGGAGUGGGUGAUGAAGGACCAGUGCCUCGUCAACUGGCUCUUCAACACCAUGACCCGCGAUGUCAUGCGCAUCGUCCGCGUUCCCGGUGGGAACGCCGCCGCGUUCACGAUCUGGAAUGCCAUCGUCGAUCAGUUCCGCGACCACCAGCUCCACCGCGCCGUGUACCUGGAGUCCGAGUACAGGAGCCUGUACCAAGGUGAUCUCAACGUCACCGACUACACCGCCAAGCUGAAGGAGCUCGCCGAUGCCCUUGGCGACCUUGGCCAGCCGGUCUCCGACCAGUCCCAGGUCCUCAACAUGCUACGCGGCCUCAACGACAAGUACCGCCACUGCAUCGCCACCAUCACCUCCAGGCAGCCUCCUCACACCUUCCUCUCCGCCCGCUCGUUCCUCCUGCUGGAGGAGCUCUACGCCACAGAACACGGCAAGAUGGCGACGCAGCACGCCAUGCUCGCCCAGGGCGCUCGUGUGCAGUCGCCCCGCCCCGCUCACCCCUCGCCGACACCUGCCUCGGCCGGUCAGCAACAUGGCGGCUCCGGCUCUCCAUCCGGUGGUAACCGCAACCGACGCCGUGGUCGCGGCAAAGGAACCGGCAACGUCGUGCCGGCCAACGGCCCGGCCAAUCCCUCCACAGGCAGCAACGGCGGACCUUCCCCCACGCCACGGCCUACCAGCUUCCCCAACACUCUAUGGGCCGCGGCAUACAACCCUUGGCAGGGCAUGGUCCAGGCGUGGCCCAUGCCCUUCCGCCCUCCUACUGCCGGUGUCCUCGGCCCACGGCCCGGAACGCCUCCCCAGCAGGCCUUCUACGCCGGCCCCUACGACGCCCAGUCGAUGCAGUCCGUGCCCGCGCCUGUCGAUCCGAAUGCCAUGCUCGCCGCGCUCGCCAACGCCGGCGUUCCUCAGGCAGGCACCAGCAACUCCGACUGGUUCCUGGACACGGGAGCCUCUUCACACAUGACAUCGGGUACCGGUAAUCUUCAUCACAUCCGCCCCCUAAUCCCUUCUUCCUCUGUCACGGUGGGCAAUGGUACUCGUAUGCCCAUCACCCACCUUGCCAGAUCCUCCGUUCCCACCUCCACUACUCCUCUCUCACUCAACAACGUUCUCAUCACUCCAUCCCUUGUUAAGAAUUUGAUUUCUGUCCGUUCGCUUACACGUGAUAAUAACGUUUCUGUUGAAUUUGAUCCCCAUGGUUUUUCAAUCAAGGACCUACAAACCCAACAGGUGAAGCUCCGAUGCGACAGUCGCGGUGAUCUCUACCCCCUGCGGCCACCUCAACACCUCGCUCUUCAUGCCUCUGCCUCUGCCGAUCUCUGGCAUCAACGACUGGGCCAUCCCGGGCGCGAUCAGAUGGCUGCGGCGCUGCGCAACUUCAACUUCACCUGCACCAAGUCCAGCGCUCAUGUCUGCACCGCUUGCCAGUUGGGCAUGAUAGAAUAA